AUGUUGAUAUGGCUCUUGCUGAUACUCUUUUUCUGUGAAUCCUUCACUCUGCGUAGCAAGUUUACCAACAUGAGUGCAGUGUGCAGCCAUGAAUUCUGUUCCAGUAUGAGGGGAUGGCUGAGCGCCAAAGGUGAGGUCAACCUGGAUAUCCACCUGAAUAGCACUUUGAGGAGUGGCUUGAGGACUACACUUACCCUCCUGCAGCGGAUGGAUGGCCAAAAUCGGGACCAGACUCUCUUUAGCUACGACAUGGACACCUGCAAGAUGCUGCGGAAUCUUUUGCAAGCCAGUUUGAUGAAGGUCUGGCUGAGGAACGUGUUCAAGUACGGGAAUCUAACCGAACGCUGUCCCAUUAAGCCAGCCUACUACAAUAUCCGCAACUUUCAGCUGGAAACCCACAGCAUUCCGGGGUAUUUGCCAUCGGGAUUCUACCGCCUGCACCACACAAGUUACUAUGGAAAGCCCAAGGGCAGGACACACCGUUCGGUGGCCACUAUCACAUUGGAUGUAAAGUUCUAUUAA
Messenger RNA from Drosophila subpulchrella, 522 nucleotides. RefSeq lists its product as uncharacterized. Bases 1 to 522 code for a protein of 173 amino acids. The record is from RefSeq and is a predicted model, not a curated record. NCBI's taxonomy places the organism in Eukaryota, Metazoa, Arthropoda, Insecta, Diptera, Drosophilidae. The transcript is spliced from 3 exons.